AGGAGCAGGGAGAGGAGUCCCGGACUAGGAAGAAACAGCGGCCGGGAGGGGGCUGCGGGGACCAUGGGCCUCCUGACCAUCCUGAAGAAGAUGAAGCAGAAAGAGCGGGAGCUGCGGCUGCUCAUGCUGUAUCCUCCCGGAAGCCGGAGCCGCCAGGAGAAGGGGUUUCUCCUUAACCGGGUGCGCCCCAGCGGCCUGGACAACGCCGGCAAAACAACUAUCCUCAAGAAGUUCAAUGGAGAAGACAUCGACACCAUCUCCCCGACCCUAGGCUUCAACAUCAAGACCCUGGAGCACCGAGGAUUCAAGCUGAACAUCUGGGAUGUUGGCGGCCAGAAGUCCCUGCGGUCCUACUGGCGGAACUACUUUGAGAGCACGGACGGCCUCAUCUGGGUGGUGGACAGCGCCGACCGCCAGCGCAUGCAGGACUGCCAGCGGGAGCUCCAGAGCCUGUUGGUGGAGGAGCGCCUGGCUGGAGCCACCCUCCUCAUCUUUGCUAACAAGCAGGACCUGCCUGGAGCACUAUCGUCUAACGCCAUUCGCGAGGCCCUGGAGCUGGACUCCAUCCGAAGCCACCACUGGUGCAUCCAGGGCUGCAGCGCCGUCACAGGGGAUAACCUGCUGCCCGGCAUCGACUGGCUCCUAGAUGACAUUUCCAGCCGCAUCUUCACAGCCGACUGAGCCGCUCCAGAUGCCCCCACCUCGCAGUCCGGGCCCCCUGUACCCCCGACCCUCACCAAGCACCACCCAUGGGAGGAUGGGAAUCAGCCAGCCCAACUAACACUCCACGCCCCCUCCGUAACCUGCUGCUGCUGCCCACUGCUGCUCCAUGGCCAGCCCAGAUCCCAUGGCGGGUGGGCUGCUGCCCUGGCUGUCACCCUGGCUCAUGACCCGGCCCACCUGCAGCUGCCAGACCAAGAGACAAGGGCUGAGGCUGGGAGGGGGCUACCUCUGCUGCUAUCGAGACUAUGGGCCUCGUCCUUGCUCAGCUGUGAGAAUAAACUGUUCCUUGUCCUGA
Messenger RNA from Myotis lucifugus (little brown bat), 1018 nucleotides. It is a transcript of the gene ARL2, whose product is annotated as ADP ribosylation factor like GTPase 2. Gene Ontology annotation, molecular function: GTPase activity; GTP binding. Bases 64 to 681 code for a protein of 205 amino acids. Gene Ontology annotation, biological process: protein folding. Lineage: Eukaryota; Metazoa; Chordata; Mammalia; Chiroptera; Vespertilionidae. Gene Ontology annotation, cellular component: cytoplasm; microtubule cytoskeleton. The transcript is spliced from 5 exons. The record is from RefSeq and is a predicted model, not a curated record.